Stegostoma tigrinum is the source of this 4144-nucleotide messenger RNA. RefSeq names its product amyloid beta (A4) precursor-like protein 1 (gene aplp1). The record is from RefSeq and is a predicted model, not a curated record. Gene Ontology annotation, cellular component: plasma membrane; Golgi apparatus. Gene Ontology annotation, molecular function: alpha-2B adrenergic receptor binding; alpha-2A adrenergic receptor binding; heparin binding. The transcript has 17 exons. Lineage: Eukaryota; Metazoa; Chordata; Chondrichthyes; Orectolobiformes; Stegostomatidae. Gene Ontology annotation, biological process: axonogenesis; central nervous system development. The coding region runs from base 214 to 2262 and encodes 682 amino acids.
GGUGCUGUAGGUGUGUCCCUGACAGGGUCGGCUUGUUGUUUGUUCUGCAGAAUCCCAGGCAGAUGCAGCGCUGGGGGUUCGUCACUCAGAGAGACUGAGUGAGUCACACUGUCAGCGGAGACAGGCAGACGGAGCGAGCAAAGCAGAGAGAGGGACAGAGAGAGAGAGAGAGAGAGAGAGAGAGAGCCGGAGCUAGCUGUAGAAACCACCAGGAUGCCUGUGAGGGUCCGAGAACGAGCUGCUGGCGGCUCCCUGCUCGUCACUGCUCUCGCGGUUGGUGUUCUGUGCACAGCUGCUGAUUACGCUGAGUCUCUCAGCAGGAUGGGAGGCGACAGGCCGAGGCAGUGGGAACCCCAGGUCGCCAUGUUUUGUGGGAAGCUCAACAUGGUAUUGGACAGUGAGACGGGCCAAUGGGAACCAGAUCCAUUUGGGACCCAGAGCUGCCUCGGAACCAGGGACGAAAUCCUCGCCUACUGUGUGAAGGUGUACCCGGAGUUGAAGAUUACAGGAGUUACAGAAUCGAGCCAGCCGGUCAGAAUUGAAAACUGGUGCAAGAAAGGGAAACGGAAAUGUAGCGGACGUGCUCAUAUUGUAGUUCCCUUUCGCUGCCUAGUCGAUGGGUUUGUGAGUGAUGCCCUGCUGGUCCCCGAUCGCUGUAAAUUUCUGCACCAGCAGACAAUGUCAACAUGUCAGAAUCGCAUUCACUGGCACAGUGUCGCCAAGGAGGCCUGUACUGCCGAGACCCUGGAGUUACACAGCUACGGCAUGUUACUGGGCUGUGGGGAGGAACUCUUCCGAGGGGUGGAGUACGUCUGCUGCCCGUCCCGAUUCCAGGGAGCCGGCUUCGAGGAUGUGAUGGCCCCCGUGUCGAUGGGCGAGGAGGACGAAGGGGACCAAGAUAACAGUCAACCCCAGGACAGGUCUCAGGAAGAGCAGGACAGCCCCAAGCCUGAGCUGAAGGAGGAAGACCAAGGGGUAGUCUAUCAGGCUGACAGCAAACACUGGAAUGACUACAGGGACAUGGCCUACCACGAAGCAGAGUUCUACGAUGAAGCUGUGACCGAGACCACCACCGCUGAGGGCAUCCGAGGGUCACCAUCUCCUGAGCCAACUUACUUUCGAAAGAGAGAGGUCGUCGAACACGCAAACUACCUGGAUAACCUGGCACAGCUUGAUGCCCGCAGGAAUGAACGCAUCAAUGAGGUGAUGAAGGAAUGGGCUGCCGCUGAUCGUCGGUUACUCUUGGUUCAGAAACCGGACAGAAUCUCCCUGAACAAGCAUUUCCAGGAGGUGUUAGCGACAGUACAGGAGCAGUUCUCCCAGGAGAGGCUUCGCCUCGUGGAUGAACACAUUUCCCGAAUGACUGGCCUCAUCAAUGACGAGAGGCAGUGGGCCCUGGAACAGUAUCUGCAGGAGCUGCAAGAGGAGCAGCCGGAGGCGAACAGGGUGUACCAGGCGGUGGUGCGGUACAUUCGAGCCGAAGGGAAGGAUCGGAAGCUGACGAUCCGUAACUACAGGCGAACCCUCCUGGAGGAUCCCGAAAAGGCUCGGCAAAUGAAAUUCCAGGUCCUUACUCACGUGCGAGUGAUUGAGGAGAGAAUGAAUCAAACUGUUUCCUUGUUGUUUAAAUUCCCCGACUUGGCUUUAAUGCUGGGCCGCAGUGUGUUGGAGGCAGUGCAGGAGCACAGCCUGCAUUCACGGGAGCAGGAGACCCUGACUGAGCUGGCUGCCUCUGUAUCGGAGGGAGAGAGGGAGGGGGUCCCGAGACCAAUCGACCCCACCCUCAGCACCCAGCGAGUGCUCGCGGUCACCCACCCACAGGUACGGGUGGGAACAACAACGGAGACACAAAGCACCCACAAACAAGGUUUUGGAUUGGUUGAUUACUCGGACACAGUUGUGACCCAAUCGUACGAGGAGCAGAGAUUUAUUACAGAGUAUGAGGACAUGCUCGAGGACUCCGUUGAGGUGAUUUACAAUUCAAAGGAGACAUCGGGAAUACAGAGGGAUGAACUGGAACCGGAAUCAAAGGUCAGACUCAAUAAAGGCACUGUCAUCAGCCUGCUCCUCAUCGCUGUCACCAUCGCAAUGAUCGUUGUCCUAUCCAUCUUCAUGGUUCGCAGGAAACCGUAUGGAACCAUCAGCCAUGGCAUUAUCGAGGUUGACCCAAUGUUGAGCCCAGAGGAGAGGCAGCUCAGCAAGAUGCAGAAUCAUGGAUAUGAGAAUCCGUCCUACAAGUUCUUCGAACAGUUGCAGAACUGAGGCCCAUCGGAGCUGGGGUGGGGGUAGGGUUGGGCAUGUGUGGGAGUGGGUUUGAGGUUGGUUGGGUUGGGAGUGGGGCCUCUAGGAUGGUUGCAUCCUACAUGGGUUGGGUGGGUGGGUUGGUACUCCCCCUGUUGUAUUCUUCAAGGGGUGGGGGUUGUUUUGUUUUUGGGAUUCUCUUGAGUGAGGGCACGCUGAGAAACCCCAGCCUGAGGUGAUCCCCUCCCCCUGAUCCCAGUGUGCAUGAAGAGGGGUAUCUUAUCCGUGCACUCACAGUGACUGUCCGCACCUCCCUCCUUUCUCAAACCCUCUUCCGAUCCAAUGCCAACUCCUUCCUUGCCCCCCCCCGCCCUCCCAAACCACCCCGUGCCCACCUCUGACCCUGAAUCCUCCCUGGGGUCAUUCCCCAAUCCUAUCAUUCACCCCCCGCUCCCGACCGCAUCCCUUUGUAACCACCCAUCCUGCUGGGGGGAGCGUGUGGCAGAGAUGGGCAGAAUGGAGUUCGGAGUUGGGUCCAUGUUGGAAGAGUGAUGUUGGGCUGAGGGAGAAGGGGGCACAUCCUGGUCUUGGUGGAUGGGCAAAGGAUGGGCCAGAGGGGCCUGAGAAAGUUAUACCCCACUUCUCCUCCCUCAUUCCCUCACUGGCUGCUGUUACUGUGCUCAGCGAGUUCAGAUCCCGGCAUCGGUUGGAGCCCAGUCACUAUAAAUGGGAAUGGGGAGUGGAGCCCAAUGGGGAGUGGAGCCCAAUGGGGAGUGGUCCCCCAGGGGGGUGGUGCCCAAAUGGGGCUAGUCCCUGGGGAUAUCUGUGAGCCUGCUUUAACCUGGGAACGCCCACAGCUGCGGUUUUAUGUUUUAAUCCUUGUCGUCGUCAGCUGAUGCUAAAGCCACAGGGUUUUCUGUUGUUACCGGCUCCCCCCGCUACACCCCCCCCCCCACCCCCCAACCCCGACCCCCCACCCCCUCUGUCCAGGAAAAGCAAUGGUUUGUUUUAAUGUGCACCAAUAAUGUUUCAUAGACAAACAUGGCUCGUGCUGGGAUUGGACUGUGCAAUAGUGAGGCAACGUUCACAGGGCUGUGGCUUCAGCACCCCACGCACAAUCCCCCCCACCCCCAUGGUGAUGGGGCGGGGGUCUGUGCCUGUGAACCACCCCGCACAGUGUCAGGAGUGGGGGUCUGCGAACCCCCCCUCCAACAUGGUGACGGGGGUCUGUGAACCCCCCCUCCAACAUGGUGACGGGGGUCUGCGAACCCCCCCUCCAACAUGGUGACGGGGGUCUGCGAACCCCCCCUCCAACAUGGUGACGGGGGUCUGCGAACCCCCCCUCCAACAUGGUUACGGGGGUCUGCGAACCCCCCCUCCAACAUGGUGACGGGGGUCUGCGAACCCCCCCUCCAACAUGGUGACGGGGGUCUGCGAACCCCCCCUCCAACAUGGUUACGGGGGUCUGCGAACCCCCCCUCCAACAUGGUGACGGGGGUCUGCGAACCCCCCCUCCAACAUGGUGACGGGGGUCUGCGAACCCCCCCUCCAACAUGGUGACGGGGGUCUGCGAACCCCCCCUCCAACAUGGUGACGGGGGUCUGCGAACCCCCCCUCCAACAUGGUGACGGGGGUCUGCGAACCCCCCCUCCAACAUGGUGACGGGGGUCUGCGAACCCCCCCUCCAACAUGGUGACGGGGGUCUGCGAACCCCCCCUCCAACAUGGUGACGGGGGUCUGUGAAAACCCCCCGCACGGUGACAGGGGGUGGGUCUGUGCAGUGGAAUCCAGCCCACAGUGAACCCGUCUCGAUCCCAGCCCGGGUUAAUGUCAGGGGCUGAGCCAUCUGUUUGAAGUGGCACCGUCUGUAACAUGGAAUUAAACCGAGCUGCUGUUCCCGAAA